CCUGGUGGCAGGUACUACCGUGCUGCGGCCUAUCACUAGUUAUUGGAACGCUCAGGGACAGUGGACUGGGAGCCUGAGAGGGACUAGGAGGGGGAUGUUGGAAAUUUGACACAGCCAAAACGAGACGAUCUCAACCGUUGCCGCGUCCCUUUGCCUCCUUUUCCCGCUUGAUACUUUGUCACUACUGAAAAAAGCCUACGCCCCCGCUCUCCCGAAUACCAACCCGAUUGCCCGUCCUACCUUACCGAUCUCGUUGUCCUGCACUUUCAAUUUAUUCCUUCUCCUUCCUUCCCUCCUUCACCCUUCAGACCAAGUGCUUUGCAGUCUUUUACUGUGUAGCUCUCCAUCAAGUUUCUCUUCCUGCAAACAACACUCCUACACCUUGUCUAUUCACUACUCGAAACAAUGGUCACUUCAACAGCCUCUAACCUCGAGCGCGAGGACCACGCUCGCGAUGCUCAAUUCAACAAGGCACUGCACGGUACGAGCGCUCAGGCCACCGGUGGUCUUGCCGCCAUGUUCAGCAAAGGCCGUGAUGCGAAGCAGGCUGCCGUCGAUGAGUACUUCAAGCACUGGGACAACAAGGCUGCAAAGGACGAAACUCCCGAGGAGCGCGCAGCCCGUACAGCUGAAUAUGCGACCUUGACCAGACACUACUACAACCUGGCGACCGACCUGUACGAGUAUGGCUGGGGCCAGUCCUUCCACUUCUGCCGCUUCUCCCACGGCGAGCCCUUUUAUCAGGCGAUUGCCCGUCAUGAGCACUACCUUGCCCACCAGAUCGGAAUCAAGGAGGGUAUGAAGGUGCUUGACGUCGGAUGUGGUGUUGGCGGACCUGCGCGCGAAAUCGCAAAGUUCACCGGCUGCCACGUUACCGGUCUGAAUAACAACGACUAUCAAAUCGAUAGAGCUACUCACUACGCUGCGAAGGAGGGCCUGUCGAAGCAACUCGAUUUCGUCAAGGGAGACUUCAUGCAAAUGUCUUUCCCCGAUAACUCCUUCGAUGCCGUCUAUGCCAUUGAGGCUACCGUCCACGCACCCAGCCUGGAGGGCAUUUACAGCGAGAUCUUCCGUGUUUUGAAGCCCGGUGGCGUCUUUGGUGUUUAUGAGUGGUUGAUGACGGACGAGUACGACAACGACAACCUGGCCCACCGUGAAAUCCGCUUGGGCAUCGAGCAGGGUGAUGGUAUCUCCAACAUGUGCAAGGUCUCUGAGGGUUUGGCCGCCAUGAAGACUGCCGGGUUCGAGAUGCUCCACCACGAGGAUCUUGCCGACAGGCCUGACCCCAUGCCAUGGUACUGGCCCCUGUCGGGAGAGCUCAAGUACAUCCAGUCCGUCUUUGACAUCUUCACCAUUGUUCGCAUGACCAAGGUGGGACGAUUCCUCAUGCACAACGUAGUUGGUGGACUCGAGGCUCUCAAGAUUGCCCCUGCCGGUACGAAGAAGACGGCCGACAGUCUGGCAUGGGCUGGCGACUGCCUUGUUGCUGGUGGCAAAGAGCACUUGUUCACGCCUAUGUACUUGAUGGUCGGAAAGAAGCCCGCCAACUAGACGCCAAUUUUGUACGCUUUGGAUGCAGAGAUGACGGCAUAGAUGGACACCAACGGAAAAAGAUUCGAGGCUAUGACUUUUUCUACUCGCUGUAUGAGUGUUAUACCAGUACUAUAAUUGUAAUUAGGCAACUACAGCCAGACGGCUUUAACGACAAGUCACGGUUGGCCAUGAUAGACAGGAAGUUAGGAAAUGUGGGUGAGAGUUAUUCUAGAGAAAGAUAUGUUAGCCGAUUAGCUGGCAAAAGUGACUGACUACUAUACACUAUCACAUAGACGUGAGUCCAAGACGAGAGUUCCAC
Messenger RNA from Colletotrichum scovillei, 1852 nucleotides. RefSeq lists its product as uncharacterized. The transcript has 4 exons. Bases 406 to 1551 code for a protein of 381 amino acids. Gene Ontology annotation, cellular component: endoplasmic reticulum. Gene Ontology annotation, biological process: ergosterol biosynthetic process. NCBI's taxonomy places the organism in Eukaryota, Fungi, Ascomycota, Sordariomycetes, Glomerellales, Glomerellaceae. The record is from RefSeq and is a predicted model, not a curated record. Gene Ontology annotation, molecular function: sterol 24-C-methyltransferase activity.